AUGGCUGCGUCCACGACCACUGUUGUCUGUUGUUAAUGAUGUACACGUAAUAUUGGUUUAAUUAGCUAGAUUUUAGUUACUUUAAGCAUACCUUUUUAAGUUUUUUAUCAUCAUGGAUGAAACACCAUUUUUGGUAUUACUUGCUUUCGUCAUGUUAGCUGGAAGCUAUUUCGCAGGAUCUAUUCCUUUGGUUAUGACACUCUCUGAGGCAAAGCUACACCUGAUUUCUGUUUUUGGAGCUGGCCUUCUUGUUGGCACCGCUUUGGCUGUUAUCAUACCAGAAGGCAUUCGUUCUCUUUUCACUUCUGGUCAAGCAUCACAUGCCCACACAGCACCAGGAGAAGGGGUCACUAUGUCCGAGGCUACGGAGAUUGCCGAUCUACACACUCUGAUAGGUCUCUCCCUGGUGGCUGGGUUCAUACUGAUGCUACUUAUCGACCAAUGUUCUUCUGCCUACUCCAGAGACGUCGAGGUGGGUGGUAGUGGCGCAGGACCGCUGGGUCACGGACACCGGGCUAGUGUGACGGCAACAGUUGGUCUAGUGGUGCACGCAGCGGUGGACGGUGUAGCUCUCGGCGCAGCGGCGACUACUACGCAGACCGAUGUUGAGAUGAUCGUCUUUAUCGCCAUCAUGCUUCACAAGGCACCAGCUGCUUUCGGGCUGGUCACUUUCCUGAUGCACGAAGGUAUCGAUCGCAAGCGGAUCCGUCGACAUUUGCUGGUCUUCUCGUUGGCGGCUCCACUUCUAGCGCUCGUCACAUACUUUGGCAUCGGUCAGGAAGGUAAGGAAACGCUGCACUCGGUGAAUGCGACGGGCAUUGCAAUGCUCUUCAGUGCUGGGACGUUCUUGUAUGUCGCGACUGUUCACGUCCUACCCGAGCUGACGUCACGCGUAGACGGGACCUUCAAACCCAAUCAGCUGUUUGCUCUUAUAGUGGGAACGAUUCUUCCUGUGAUCCUAACUCAAGGACAUCACCAUUAGCGGCUGUGAUAAUUUUGUUGUGAAAUGUGAAUGGAGGAGCAAGUGAAGAAAUGUGUUAGCAGUGACAAGUUCACACUACGGUUUUAAACACUGCCAGGUUUUAAAAAUAUACAAUCUUAUAAAAACAGAUAAAUUAAUGGGAAUAACACAUUUUGGUCUUUAUUUAGUCAAUAAAAAGGUGGACGAACAACAGAUAUAACUAAAGUGAUUUAAUAAAGAAAACAAAAAUCUGCUUUAACCUUACUUCAUUAGAAACCUAUAGAAAAUCAAGACAUUAUUUCAAGCACCCUUCCAGUGGUGGUGAAGGGAUCGACUAUUUUUUACUAUUGAUUUGCUGUUUGAAGGCUUGAGUUUUAAGAUUUUGUUGAGUUGUUUUUCAACCUCAGUAUUCGUUUAUCAACUAGUCUGAAAGGCAUCAAAUGUUUGUACAGUUCUGUUAGGUUUAAUCAACUGUAAGUGCUAACAGAUGUGAUAAGAACUCAAGUGUAAUCAAGAGUAGAUGACUCUUGGUAUGAUUCGUUAACAAUGAUUUUUGUUCUUGAUCUUUCAUAUAGUUUGAACAACUUUUUAUACUGGGCUUCAAAAUCACUAUUCAAAAGAUUCUUGAGUAGGAAAAUAUUUUAUUAAAUUUGAUUAGUGUAUGUAAAAUAUAUUUAUACAUCACAAAACUUGUUUAUCAGUUGUAAUUGUUGCAUAUGUACAAAGUUAGGUAUUUCUGUACGAUAUAUUGUUAAGGAUAUUGUAAUGGAUAUAACUAUAAGUUUUAAAAUUUUAUUUGUCAAAAAGCUUUGAAAAGGAAGUUGUGAUUGAUUAUUAUCAACUUAUCAACACAUUGUGAGUCAACGAGCAAUGAUCUAUGAAAGGUAAAAAUGUUUUUUUUUUUUUUUUACUAGGCUAUAGGCCGAAAUUGUUUUUCACAUUACUUCAGACUAGGCCUAGAGGUUGCAGCUUUUAUCUCCAAGAUAACAUUUGUUGGCAAUUGGUGGGAUUUGAACCCGGGACCUCGGGGAAUAAAGUUCUAUGCUCUAGUUCUACAGCUAGACCAGCUCACUCCCCCAUAAAAAUUUCAUAUCAUGAAAUGGGAAAGUAAUAUCUUCCUCAGAGCAGAAAUUGGUCUUGGCCACUUAUGCUCAAAAUUAGUUCAGUAACACUCAAUUUGAGAACUUUUACAUUAUUUUAUGUUUUUCCAUUAACUAUGUGUUUAUAAAAUUGGUUCAUUAUGGUUCUAUUUAAGUUUUACGGCAUUCCCGGUGUAACUAAUAAAUAAAACUGAUGUUCCUAAGAAAAUUAAAGCUAAAAGUGCAAAGUGGGAAGUAUAGCUUUUGGAUAUUAGAUGGAAAUAACAAUGUUAGUUAAAUUAAAUUUAAGUAGCAAAUUAAUUCACAAUGUGCAAGAAAAAUUUUGCCAUCUCUGUGCAUUUCUCAUGCAAUUUUAAUAAAACCGUUCUUGAGGCUGUAACCUGGAAAGAUUAAUUUUAUAUUUAAAAAUUAUUUGAUAUACAUUUUAAUGUCUUUUUACUUAGUUUGUAUUUUUCAUAAUUAUUUUGUAGCUAAAAGCUUAGAAUACAUUGAUUGUUCUUUUACUUGGAAAUGUAUAUUUCUCAAUUAUAGCCUUAUUAUUUAAGAUAUUUAUACUGCUGUUUUGUAAUGUUUUUUAAAUAUUCCUAUAACGUAUAUGUUUGUUUUGUUUGUAUAUAUUAGAUAUUAAUAUGGUGAUAAGGGUUUUAUAAUUAAGGCCUCAUAGUGUAAAUGUAUCGUAUAUUUGGUCUGGUUAUGCACAAAAUUCUACUAUUUUUUCAAAAUUGCAAUUAUGUUAUUACCCAUUCAUUAUGAACAUAGUAAAUAAAAAGUGAGUGAGUAAUUAAUGGAAAUAAUUUUGCAAUCUUUACUCAAACAAUACCUAUAAAAUUUUGUAAAGAUAAUGAAAAUCUAUCGCUGGACUAAAAUGUACACUUAUUAUUACUCAAUUG
Messenger RNA from Macrosteles quadrilineatus (aster leafhopper), 2951 nucleotides. Its product is annotated as zinc transporter ZIP9-like. Gene Ontology annotation, biological process: transmembrane transport; zinc ion transport. The transcript is spliced from 6 exons. Gene Ontology annotation, molecular function: metal ion transmembrane transporter activity. Gene Ontology annotation, cellular component: membrane. Lineage: Eukaryota; Metazoa; Arthropoda; Insecta; Hemiptera; Cicadellidae. The record is from RefSeq and is a predicted model, not a curated record. Bases 113 to 982 code for a protein of 289 amino acids.